Suillus plorans is the source of this 582-nucleotide messenger RNA. RefSeq lists its product as uncharacterized. Bases 1 to 582 code for a protein of 193 amino acids. NCBI's taxonomy places the organism in Eukaryota, Fungi, Basidiomycota, Agaricomycetes, Boletales, Suillaceae. The transcript has 5 exons. The record is from RefSeq and is a predicted model, not a curated record.
AUGGCUCAUCUCCAUGAGCAUUUGAAGAUGGACGCCCUGAUUUCUACUGAUUUAUGUAAGGCAUACGGUGAUGCAUGUGAUGUUCUAGAAAUCGUUGAACGUGCAGGGCAACAUACUUACCUCAAACUUGUCCUUCUUGAAGGUUCUGAAGAUGCGAUGGAGCGUAAGAACUGCGAGCUGAGACAACAGCGCGACCGUUUCCGUCCCGUCCGAGAGACCCUUGGUCAGCGCAAACACACACUUCAAGCUGCACGCCUCCUUCCACCCCAAUCACAAACGCUUACCAAGGAAUCUCAGGAUCUCUCUGUGUUGAGUCAAACCAUUGCUAGAGCACGCUCAGGCCUUGUACAGGAGCUAGUAGAGUUCGGGGACGACCUGCAGUGGGCGGGUGGCCAGGCGCAAGAGGAGAAUGGACUGUUGGCGGACUGGUUCUUCCAGUACCGGGAGAUGUUAGAUUUUCGUGGUCUUGCAGAAGGUUCGGCGUCGGUAUGCCUUGAAUCGAAGCAGGAUGAGGGACUGCCUAGUUGGGGAUCGUCCCAGCGACUUCUCAAACAGUAUAAGGCCCUUGCGCAUCUCAAAUAG